Molecule: messenger RNA, 3917 nt
Organism: Pongo pygmaeus (Bornean orangutan)
Lineage: Eukaryota; Metazoa; Chordata; Mammalia; Primates; Hominidae
Gene: NEK8
Product: NIMA related kinase 8
Exons: 14
Coding region: 105-2417 (770 amino acids)
Biological process (GO): protein phosphorylation; animal organ morphogenesis
Cellular component (GO): cilium
Molecular function (GO): protein kinase activity; ATP binding
Source: RefSeq, a predicted model, not a curated record
CGGCUCCGCCCCGCAAGCCGCUCGCCGUGAAGGGGCGGGGCCCCGAGUGGGUGGGUCCGCGCACGCGCCGCGUGGGGGACGGAAGUGAAACUCUAAGAAAUGAGAUGGAGAAGUACGAGCGGAUCCGAGUGGUUGGAAGAGGUGCCUUCGGGAUUGUGCACCUGUGCCUGCGAAAGGCUGACCAGAAGCUGGUGAUCAUCAAGCAGAUUCCAGUGGAACAGAUGACCAAGGAAGAGCGGCAGGCAGCCCAGAAUGAGUGCCAGGUCCUCAAGCUGCUCAACCACCCCAAUGUCAUUGAGUACUACGAGAACUUCCUAGAAGACAAAGCCCUCAUGAUCGCCAUGGAAUAUGCACCAGGCGGCACUCUGGCUGAGUUCAUCCAAAAGCGCUGUAAUUCCCUGCUGGAGGAGGAGACCAUCCUGCACUUCUUCGUGCAGAUCCUGCUUGCACUGCAUCAUGUGCACACCCACCUCAUCCUGCACCGAGACCUCAAGACCCAGAACAUCCUGCUUGACAAACAUCGCAUGGUCGUCAAGAUUGGUGAUUUCGGCAUCUCCAAGAUCCUUAGCAGCAAGAGCAAGGCCUACACGGUGCCUGGGCAUGGAGGGGACCUCCAGGGUGCUAGAAGUCUUGAGGCCCAGGACCUAACCCUGCCUCCUCCCCUCCCCCUAAAAAACCCUUGGCCCUUUAGCCCCUGUUUGCGUGGUUCUGCAGGAGGAAGCCCCUUGGCUUGCUUUGAGAAGAAGCUGUCCGCAAAUAGGCUUUUGCGCAGAGCCCCGGUCUUCCCUCCCUGCAGGGCUGUGAUCCCAGCUUCUCUCCUGCAGGUGGUGGGUACCCCAUGCUAUAUCUCCCCUGAGCUGUGUGAGGGCAAGCCCUACAACCAGAAGAGUGACAUCUGGGCCCUGGGCUGUGUCCUCUACGAGCUGGCCAGCCUCAAGAGGGCUUUCGAGGCUGCGAACCUGCCAGCACUGGUGCUGAAGAUCAUGAGUGGCACCUUUGCACCUAUCUCUGACCGGUACAGCCCUGAGCUUCGCCAGCUGGUCCUGAGUCUACUCAGCCUGGAGCCUGCCCAGCGGCCACCACUCAGCCACAUCAUGGCACAGCCCCUCUGCAUCCGUGCCCUCCUCAACCUCCACACCGACGUGGGCAGUGUCUGCAUGCGGAGGGCAGAGAAGUCCGUGGCCCCCAGCAGCACAGGGAGCAGGACCACCAGUGUCCGCUGCAGAGGUAUCCCCCGGGGACCUGUGAGGCCAGCCAUCCCACCACCACUGUCGUCAGUGUAUGCCUGGGGUGGUGGGCUGGGCACCCCCCUGCGGCUGCCAAUGCUCAACACAGAGGUGGUCCAGGUGGCAAUUGGGCGCACGCAGAAAGCCGGCGUCACACGCUCUGGGCGUCUCAUCCUGUGGGAGGCCCCACCCCUAGGUGCAGGCGGAGGCAGUCUCCUCCCUGGGGCAGUGGAGCAGCCACAGCCCCAGUUCAUCUCGCGUUUCCUGGAGGGCCAGUCGGGCGUGACCAUCAAGCACGUGGCCUGUGGGGACUUCUUCACUGCCUGCCUGACCGACCGAGGCAUCAUCAUGACAUUCGGCAGUGGCAGCAAUGGGUGCCUAGGCCACGGCAGCCUCACUGACAUCAGCCAGCCCACCAUUGUGGAGGCUUUGCUGGGCUAUGAGAUGGUGCAGGUAGCCUGUGGGGCCUCUCACGUGCUGGCCCUGUCCACUGAGCGAGAACUAUUUGCCUGGGGCCGUGGAGACAGUGGCAGACUGGGGCUAGGCACCAGGGAGUCCCACAGCUGCCCCCAGCAGGUGCCCAUGCCCCCAGGACAGGAAGCUCAGCGAGUUGUAUGUGGCAUUGACUCCUCCAUGAUCCUCACUGUGCCUGGCCAAGCCCUAGCCUGUGGGAGCAACAGGUUCAACAAGCUGGGCCUGGACCACCUCUCCCUGGGGGAGGAGCCUGUCCCCCACCAGCAAGUGGAGGAGGCCCUGAGCUUCACACUACUAGGCUCUGCACCCCUGGACCAGGAGCCUCUGCUGAGUAUAGACCUGGGCACUGCUCACUCAGCUGCUGUGACUGCCUCGGGUGAUUGCUACACUUUUGGCAGCAAUCAGCACGGGCAGUUGGGCACCAAUGCUCGCCGAGGCAGUCGGGUACCCUGUAAGGUCCAAGGCCUUGAGGGCAUCAAGAUGGCAAUGGUAGCCUGCGGGGAUGCCUUCACUGUAGCUAUUGGGGCAGAGGGUGAAGUGUACUCUUGGGGCAAAGGGGCGCGAGGUCGAUUGGGAAGGAGGGAUGAGGAUGCCGGACUCCCUCGGCCAGUGCAGUUGGAUGAGACACACCCUUACACGGUGACUUCCGUGUCCUGUUGCCAUGGAAACACCCUCCUGGCUGUUCGACCGGUCACAGAUGAGCCAGUACCCCCCUGAGGCACCCGGAUACACCUCUGGACCACCCUGAUAUUGCUUCUCCUCUGAAUGUUCUGAAAAGCGCAGGUGCCCAAGGCAUGACUUGCAGCCGUCUCCUGGAUUGUGUCUUCAUGGGGUAUCAGGGCUGGCAAAACCCCUGCUCUGCUUUUGGCCUUGGAUAUGGAAACCUCAACCACUUUGUUCUCCUACCACCUCUUUGCCCUUCCUACCCCUUCCUCCCUUCAGUCAGUGUCCCCAUGGUCCAGCCUGGCUAGAGUUAGAAGUCAGACCUAGCCUUUGGAAGCAGGGUGGCCUCCAGAGCCUUGCCAUAAAAAGGCUGAAGGCAGCCGGGCGCGCCGGGCGCGGUGGCUCACGCCCGUAAUCCCAGCACUUUGGGAGGCUGAGGCGGGCGGAUCACGAGGUCAGGAGAUAGAGACCAUCCUGGCUAACGUGGUGAAACCCCAUCUCUACUAAAAAUACAAAAAAAUUAGCUGGGCGUGGUGGCGGGCGCCUGUAGUCCCAGCUGCUCAGGAGGCUGAGGCAGGAGAAUGGCGUGAACCCGGGAGGCGGAGCUUGCAGUGAGCCGAGAUCGCGCCAUUGCACUCCAGCUAGGGCGACAGAGCCAGACUCCGUCUCAAAAAAAAAAAAAAAACAAAAAAGGCUGAAGGCAGCUGUAGCUCCACACAGACCCUAUCCUUUCCCCUAGCCCAGUUAGAAAAUAAGUCUGGGCCGGCGGCGGUAGCUCACACCUGCAUAGGCAGUUCUUUGGCCAGGAGGAUCCCUUGUGGCCAGGAGUUGGGAGACCAGCUUGGGGACCAUAGCGAGACGGCUGUCUUCACCAAAAAGAAAAAAAAAUAGAAGAAGAAGAAAAUAAGGCUGGGUGCGGUGGCUCACGCCUGUAAUUCCAGCACUUUGGGAGGCCAAGGCGGGCGGAUCACUUGAGGCCAGUAGAUUGAGGCCAGCCUGGCCAACAUGGUGAAACCCCGUCUCUACUAAAAAUACAAAAAUUAACCAGGCAUGAUGACGGGCGCCUGUAAUCCCAGCUACUCUGGAGGCUAAGGCAGGAGAAUCCCUUGAACCUGGGAGGUGAAGUUUGCAGUGAGCCGAGAUCGCACCACUGCACUCCAGCCUGGAUGACAGAGCAAGACUCCCUCUCAAAAAAAAAGUCUUUGGUGCUUACCGGGACUCUAUCUCCAUGCUUUGGAGCAGGUCAAGCCAGGGCCUGCCUGGACUGGCCAUUGGGCUUGCCUAGCUUCGGCAUAGCCUGGGGCAGGGCGGUCCCCGGGAGUGCUGCCACCUCCCCUACACUUUCAUCCUGAGGCAGGAUUUGCUAGACGUCGGCUUGCCUCUCUUCCCCAGCAGGACGGCAGGAGUCACUAAGUGCUGCAGAAAAGAUCCGCGCUGGAGAUUGCCCGUCACCCCAUGCCUUUCCCCAGAAACAGUUGAGAGAAUGGGUAGCUGGUGGGACCAGACCGGUUUCCCAGAGGACAGGAAGUAAAGCCAAUAAAAAUAUCAGCUGCC